Akanthomyces muscarius is the source of this 1800-nucleotide messenger RNA. RefSeq lists its product as uncharacterized. The transcript has a single exon. The record is from RefSeq and is a predicted model, not a curated record. The coding region runs from base 1 to 1800 and encodes 599 amino acids. NCBI's taxonomy places the organism in Eukaryota, Fungi, Ascomycota, Sordariomycetes, Hypocreales, Cordycipitaceae. Gene Ontology annotation, molecular function: protein binding.
AUGGAACCAAACGACUCGGCGGCGGCCGAGUCGCCCAACGAGACCGUCAUACUCCUCCGGCUGCCACCGGAGCUGCUGGAGAACAUCUCCGCGCUCCUACCCAACAGCGACAUCAAGAGCCUCCGCCAAGCAUGCUCUGGGCUCUGCAAGCUCGUGCAUUUACGUCUCACCCGCGUCUUCCUCUCGCCCGACCCGCGCAACAUCAAAGUGUUCCGUGCCAUUGCCGAGCACGACGACCAUCGGCACGCGAUCCGCGAAAUCAUCUACGACGAUGCCCGUCUCAAGACCAGCUGGCUGACCACACACCUCAGGACGGAUGAGCAGCAGCAGUCCCCCGGCACCGCCACGGAGGAGGACGAGGAGGAGCUGACGCCGUGGGAGCGGUACCGUCUGCGCACCGAGCCGCCGGUGCGUCGGCCGCCGCGGGAGCGCGACGGCCCCAACACGCCCGAAGAGAAGCGCUUGCGCGCCGAGCGCGGCGCCCAGCACUGGUUCCGGACGACGUCGCUGCGCAACCACGACGAGCUCGCGCGGCGGCGCGGCCGCGAUGACCCCCGCCUGCCGCAGCACGCGGCGCGCGACGCCCUGCUCGCGCAGCAGCCGCGGUGGGAGCGGUGCUGGCCGCUGUACGCCUCGCUCGCGCGCCGCCAGCUGCGGGCCGUCGAGUCGGGCGCCGACGAGGCGGCGCUGGCGUACGGCCUCGCGCGGUUCCCGAACCUGGCCCGCGUCACCGUCACGCCGGCGGCGCACGGCUUCCUGCACGCGCCGCUGUACCAGACGCCCGUGAUCCGCGCCCUGCCGGCGGGCUUCAACUACGCGGUGCCGCGCGGGUGGCCCUGCGUCGCGCUCGCCAGCCUCGCCGACACGUCCGCCUGGGUGCCCGACGCGGACACGACGCCCGCGCAGGUCGCGGCGGUGCGGAGCUGCUGGCGCGGCCUGCGCCUCGUCCUGCGGCAGCUGGCCGAGGAGAUUGAGGUGCAGCGGCAGCAGCUCGUCGUGCCGGAGCUCGUCAUGGACGUGCACGGCCUCAACGCCGGCCUGAACCCGCACAUGUUUGCGCAGGCGACGACGCCAGACUACGCCCACCUGCAGACCAUUCUCGCCCAGCCGGGCUUCCGCCGCCUGGACCUGCCUCUCAUGCUGGGCGGCCUGGUCGUCGAGAGGUGGGCGUGCCUGGCGAAUGGCUUCUUUCGCGGCCUGCUGGCCAAGGCGCGGGACCUCGAGCACUUCCGCCUCGCCGGCGACGCGGAGGAGAGCCGGUCGGUGACGGUGCCGGUGGGGAGCACCAAGCACUGCCCGCUGGCGCGCGUCCUGCCGGUGAGCCGCUGGAAGAGGCUGCGCCACUUUGGCCUCUACCGCAUCCCGGUCCAGGUGGACGAUCUGCUCGCCGUGCUGGCGUCGCUGCCGGAGAGCCUGCGCUCGGUCGAGCUGAGCUUUCUCCUGUUCGCGGACAAGGACGCGACGGGCUACCGGGGGCUCUUGGAGGAUAUGAGGACGAGGCUGCGGUGGCACGAGAGGCAGAGUGUGUACAGGCCAAAGGUGCUCAUUGGGCUGCCGGUAACGGGUGCCAAGCAACCGGGGCGCGGCAUAUGGCUUGGGAAAGAAAUCUCGGCGUUCUUGUACGGCGAUGGGCCCAAUCCAUUUGCUACAAGCGCCUCGGUAGCGACAUAUGGUAUGGGCGUCAUGAAGGAUGAGUUUGAGCCCGAGUACGAGCGGCCACACGUUGAUCACGCAGAGAUGAUCAGGUUGGGUUACCAUGCCCCUCAGGCGGGAGAUGACCAAGAUCAACCAGCUGCUUGA